AUGGUUGGAAAGUCCGAUGACGAACCUCGUCUGCAAAGCCGUUCGGAUGCAACCCCAAUUGAACUCUUCUUCGAUCUAUUCUUUGUAGCCAAUCUAUCCACAUUUACCGCCACGCACGAAAUCCACAAUGUGAAUGCAUUGGGUGCCUAUAUCGGCUUUCUUGGUGUGAUAUGGUUCACUUGGCUGCAGGUAACCUUGUUCGAUAUCCGUUUUGCCCGAGACUCCGUCUUUGAAAGAGUAUGCAAAGCAAUCCAACUCGGUGCUAUGGUUGGCUUUGCGUCUGCGGGGACUCGAUUUACAGCACGAAUACGCGAUGAGAACGUAUGGGCAUUUCAGUCCCUCACUCUUAUCUUGGCGGGUAGCCGAAUGCUCCUGGCUAUUCAGUAUACUAUCAACCUCGCCUUCAUAUAUCCAUCUAUGAAGUCUGCAGCUAAGGGGGUAACUUACACGGCCGUCAUGUUCUGGACUACAACUUUCUGCUACCUCGGGAUGUACCGUAUUUUCAGCCAUGCUACUGGUUCCGGCUCUCGGAUCUGGAUAUUUUGGUUCGUCAUAUUUGGGAUUGAAAUGUGGACGGUAAUGGGGCUCUCUUGCGUUUUCCCAGAGAUAGGUUUCCAGAAGUCUCACCUCAAUGUCCGGAUGGGACUUCUUACACUAAUCAUUAUUGGCGAGGGGGUUAUUGCGGUGACUCGAAUUGUCAACAAGACGGUUCGGCCGGGUGGAUGGACUAAGUGGUCGUUUGUUCAUAUCUUGGGCGUCACUAGCAAUGUGUAUCUUUUAUGGCAGGUUUACUUCGACGUUUGUCCACGGGGCUGGCUUGGACGAUUGUCUCAACAGCUAUGGGUCCAGCUUCAUUUCCCGUUUCAUGUGGCACUUAUCCUACUUCUUGAAGGGUCACAGAUUCUAGCAUUGACGCUGGAUGUGACCCUGAAGCUGAAAUAUCUGAGACAAACGAUUUCUUUUGUGUGUGAGGAGCCGCGUCCUGACUCGGUUAAAGCAGUCGAACUCAUUCGAACUAUGAUUCUAGACAUGGAGAUCCCGUUCAGCCGGGGAGCAAUGCAGGAGUGGAUGGCAAUCUCGAGGAUCCUCAAAGAUUUAGCCCACACAUCGCUCUGUACGGGGCGUGGAGCUAUCAGCGUCAUGUACACUGAUGACAUAUUCGGUGACCUAAUGGGAAAUGUAACCGCAGCACUCUUUUCAAGCAUGGACAUUACUCCAGUAAAGGGGGAUAUCAGCCUUCUCGAUCAUCAACAAUUACUCAAGAUGUAUAUGGAGCUCCUGCAAUUUGUGUAUAUAUACUUCUUUAUCGUUGCUAGUAUUUCGAUGAGUCUGUUCACCGCAUUUUUGGUUCUUUCGUGUCGAUAUCAGCGCCGUCUAUUCCUUGCACUGUCCGUGAUGGUGCGCCUCCUGCUGGCAAUUCUUAUGGCGAGCCUUGUCUCAUUUUCCCGCUACUUCCCGCUCGCUUAUUCUUUCAUGACAUCGCCCAUCAUCUUGUAUGCUUUUACAUUGACUCUUUUGACUGUACUGCUAGUUGACCGACUUUUGGACGGGAGAGACGCAGCCUGCCGACGGAAGCAGGAAAAUAGCGCACAACUCCGUCCUUCAGCCUCUGCACCGGUGAUGACGGAAGACAAUUCGACUUCCGCGGUGGGGAAAAUACCUGAAUAA
This is a messenger RNA of Penicillium taxi, 1668 nucleotides long. RefSeq lists its product as uncharacterized. The transcript is spliced from 6 exons. The record is from RefSeq and is a predicted model, not a curated record. NCBI's taxonomy places the organism in Eukaryota, Fungi, Ascomycota, Eurotiomycetes, Eurotiales, Aspergillaceae. Bases 1 to 1668 code for a protein of 555 amino acids.